GAUAAAAUACGAUACUAACUGCUUGUUUAUUUUAUCGCACACGUCAUUUAUGUAUGAAGCGAGCGCAAUUACUAUCCUGUAUCGAUGGGAGACGCUAAUAUUACUUGAUAUUAGAUAGUUAAUUAAGUACAUACUUAUUCGUCAGGACAUACUGACGAUUUUUUUUAGAUAUUUACUUUGUUUCGAAAGUUUCGCAAUGUGUAAUUUAUUUAAUUUAAGUGGAAAAGUGGGAUUACUGAAGAAUGGAUUUUUCCGAAAAUCUCAUGUGCUUUAUUCAGUUCGGAGUUUCAGCGUAAAGUGUUUGCAUUAUGGUACGAACGUAGACAAGCGGACAUUAGCUGGGACGGAGCGUAAGCAGAGAACGUUCUCUGACAGGUCGCAGUUGAAGUACGCCAGGAGACUGGUUGUCAAACUGGGAAGUGCAGUCAUUACUAGAGAAGAUGGAAAUGGUCUGGCGUUGGGACGGUUAGCUUCUAUUAUUGAACAGGUAGCAGAAUGCCAUCAUGAAGGGCGUGAGUGCAUCAUGGUGACGAGCGGAGCGGUGGCGUUUGGUCGGCAGAAGCUGACCCACGAGCUGCUCAUGUCUUUAUCCAUGAGAGAAACACUCUCACCCAGUGACCAUACUAGAGAGGACGCGGGCAGCACGCUGGACCCUCGCGCGGCGGCGGCCGUCGGACAGUCGGAGUUGAUGGCGAUGUACGACGCUAUGUUUUCGCAAUAUAACGUAAAAAUUGCUCAGGUUCUAGUAACAAAACCCGAUUUCUACAACGAUGAAACUAGGAAAAAUUUGUUCUGCACCCUUUCCGAGCUGAUAUCUCUGAACAUAGUGCCCAUCGUGAACACGAACGACGCGGUCAGUCCUCCGAUGUACAUCCAUGACGAUACUGUUGUACCUGGCACAGGGAAAAAGGGUAUCGGUAUAAAGGACAACGACAGUCUGUCAGCGCUCUUGGCUGCCGAGAUCCAGUCAGACCUCCUCAUCAUGAUGUCGGACGUGGACGGGAUCUACAACAAGCCGCCCUGGGAGGACGGGGCUCGCAUGAUGCACACCUACACAACUAAGGAGAAAGACCAAGUGCAGUUUGGACAGAAAUCGAAGGUUGGUACAGGCGGUAUGGACUCCAAGGUCAACGCCGCGACAUGGGCCAUGGCCCGAGGAGUCAGUGUCGUGAUAUGUAACGGCAUGCAAGAGAAAGCCAUCAAAACUAUUAUCAGUGGACGAAAAGUUGGCACAUUCUUUACUGAUUGCCCUACCACCUCUACAACUUCGGUAGAUAUUAUGGCCGAGAAUGCUCGAUCGGGCAGUAGAGUUUUACAAAAACUAUCUCCCAGUGAAAGAGCAUCAGCGAUUCAUUCAUUGGCUGAAUUGCUAUUGGACAGAAAAGAUCAAAUCUUGGAAGCAAAUGCAAAGGAUUUGGAAGAAGCAACAAAGACUGGUCUUGAAAAACCACUCUUAAACAGACUGUCCCUUAGUGAAGGGAAAUUAAAAACUUUGUCUAUUGGACUAAAACAAAUUGCUGAUUCAAGUUAUGAAAACGUAGGUCGCGUAUUACGAAGAACUAAGCUAGCAGAAAACUUAAUGCUCAGACAAGUUACAGUUCCCAUUGGAGUCUUGCUCGUAAUAUUUGAGUCAAGACCAGAUUCGUUACCACAAGUGGCCGCUUUAGCUAUGGCUUCAGCUAACGGUCUUCUAUUAAAGGGUGGAAAAGAGGCAGCAUUUUCAAACAAAGCAUUAAUGGAACUUGUAAAGGAAUCGCUUUCUCCAGUUGGAGCAGAAGAUGCUAUAUCCUUAGUUUCGACAAGGGAAGAAAUAAGUGAUUUGCUAGCAAUGGAAAAGCAUAUCGAUUUGAUUAUCCCUCGAGGAUCAUCAGACUUAGUCAGAAGUAUACAAAAGAAAUCCCAGCAUAUCCCCGUAUUGGGACAUGCUGAAGGUAUUUGUCAUGUUUAUUUGGAUAAGGACGCAGAUCCAGUUAAAGCACUGAAAAUAGUUAGAGAUUCUAAAUGUGACUACCCAGCCGCUUGCAAUGCUAUGGAAACAUUACUGAUUCACGAAGAUCAUUUAAACGGAAAUCUAUUUAACGAGAUUUGUAAUAUGCUGAAAAAUGAAGGUGUAAAGAUUCACGCUGGCCCGAAGCUUGCCAAUCAUUUGACUUUCGGUCCACCGCCAGCGAAAAGUAUGAAACAUGAAUACGGGUCGUUGGAAUGUUGUGUAGAAGUUGUAAGCGACAUGGACGCGGCGAUAGAACAUAUUCAUAAGUUCGGAAGCUCACACACUGACGUCAUUGUAACGGAGAAUGACACCACAGCAAAGCAGUUUUUGCACGCAGUCGACAGUGCGUGCGUAUUUCAUAACGUGUCAUCCCGCUUCGCUGAUGGUUACCGUUUCGGCCUCGGUGCGGAAGUCGGAAUUUCCACAGCUAGAAUACACGCAAGAGGGCCAGUCGGCGUUGAAGGCCUUCUAACAACGAAAUGGAUUCUCGAGGGCACGGAUCACACGGCCGCUGAAUUCAACGAGGGAAAGCGAAACUGGGUUCACGAAAAAUUACCCGUCAAUUGACUUAGGAACAUUUUCUGCAGAACCCGCAACUUUUUGAUCUUAAAUUUUGCGAACGUUCUGUUUAAAUUUAAAUAUAAGCGUUAAUGAACUUAAAUAGAAUCGUAAUACGCUUUACUCAAAGACCUAAGAGAUUAGUAAAUUAGUAAGUAAAUGUAGACUUAUAUAAUAUUGACGUGGACGUAAAACUGCUGGACUCAGGGAUUUCCACAUUCCACCAACUUAAAUAUCUUAAUUAAGUAGUAUAAUUUCAUCGUUUUGUAUAAAGUUUAACUAAUACAUAACUGUGUUUUCGAAUUUUGAGAUAGUAAAUUUUAAUGUAAAAAUUGUAAAUAAAAGCGAAAAAUAUUUAUUUA
Messenger RNA from Maniola jurtina (meadow brown), 2910 nucleotides. RefSeq names its product delta-1-pyrroline-5-carboxylate synthase (gene P5CS). Bases 197 to 2557 code for a protein of 786 amino acids. Gene Ontology annotation, molecular function: glutamate 5-kinase activity; ATP binding; glutamate-5-semialdehyde dehydrogenase (NADP+) activity. Gene Ontology annotation, cellular component: cytoplasm; mitochondrion. Lineage: Eukaryota; Metazoa; Arthropoda; Insecta; Lepidoptera; Nymphalidae. The transcript is spliced from 10 exons. The record is from RefSeq and is a predicted model, not a curated record.